Dermochelys coriacea (leatherback sea turtle) is the source of this 3696-nucleotide messenger RNA. RefSeq names its product potassium voltage-gated channel subfamily H member 5 (gene KCNH5). The coding region runs from base 354 to 3386 and encodes 1010 amino acids. Gene Ontology annotation, molecular function: voltage-gated potassium channel activity. Gene Ontology annotation, cellular component: membrane. The record is from RefSeq and is a predicted model, not a curated record. Lineage: Eukaryota; Metazoa; Chordata; Testudines; Dermochelyidae. The transcript is spliced from 12 exons. Gene Ontology annotation, biological process: regulation of membrane potential; potassium ion transmembrane transport.
GCUGGGCCGGGGGCCGCCGCAGCCGCCCUUUGGGGCCAGCCCUCGCCGCCCUCCCCGCCUCCCGGCUUGCUCCAGCGCCGCGGGCUGCUGCCCCCGCCCGGCGGGCUCAGGCUCGCCAGGGGGCGAGCUCGCGGGGCCAGGCGGCCCGGCAGGCGCGCAGGCGCAAUCGGCCCGGAGCCUGCGGUCCCCGAGCCCGGCGUGCGGCACCGCCACAGUCUGGGCUCCCCCCGCCGCCCGAGCGCUACUACCAUGAGCGGCUCCAUCCUCGCCGGAGCUACUCACCGGCCCUGGGCGCGAGACACCUCCCCGGCUGCCCCCCGCCGCGGCCCCGAGCCCGGCUCUGCAGGCGCAGGAUGCCGGGCGGCAAGCGAGGGCUGGUGGCGCCGCAGAACACCUUCCUGGAGAACAUCGUCCGGCGCUCCAGCGAAUCAAGUUUUUUACUGGGAAAUGCCCAGAUUGUGGACUGGCCUGUAGUUUAUAGUAAUGACGGUUUUUGUAAACUCUCUGGAUAUCAUCGAGCUGACGUCAUGCAGAAGAGUAGCACUUGCAGCAGCAUAGAGAAUUUGAACCAGGGAUGCCCUUCCACUGAAAUUCACUCUGCCAAUAUGAAUUACAGUUUUAUGUAUGGGGAACUGACGGAUAAGAAGACCAUUGAAAAAGUCAGACAGACUUUUGACAACUAUGAGUCAAACUGCUUUGAAAUUCUCCUGUACAAGAAAAACAGAACCCCAGUUUGGUUCUACAUGCAAAUAGCACCUAUAAGAAAUGAACAUGAAAAAGUGGUUUUAUUCCUUUGCACUUUUAAAGAUAUCACUUUGUUCAAACAACCAAUUGAAGAUGAUUCAACAAAAGGUUGGACAAAGUUUGCCCGAUUGACACGAGCAUUGACUAACAGCCGAAGUGUUCUGCAGCAGCUAACGCCAAUGAACAAAGCUGAGGUGGUGCACAAACAUUCAAGAUUAGCUGAAGUUCUCCAGCUCGGGUCUGAUAUUCUUCCUCAGUAUAAACAAGAAGCUCCAAAGACUCCACCGCACAUUAUUUUACACUAUUGUGCUUUUAAGACCACCUGGGACUGGGUCAUCUUAAUUCUAACCUUCUAUACAGCAAUUAUGGUCCCCUACAAUGUCUCCUUCAAAACGAAACAGAACAACAUAGCUUGGCUGGUGUUGGACAGUGUGGUGGAUGUUAUUUUUCUGGUUGACAUUGUUUUAAACUUCCAUACAACCUUUGUUGGCCCUGGGGGAGAGGUUAUAUCUGAUCCCAAACUCAUAAGGAUGAACUACCUGAAAACUUGGUUUGUGAUAGACCUUCUGUCCUGUUUACCUUAUGACAUCAUCAAUGCCUUUGAGAAUGUGGAUGAGGGGAUCAGCAGCCUUUUCAGUUCCUUAAAAGUGGUGCGACUUCUACGCCUUGGUCGUGUUGCCAGGAAAUUGGACCAUUAUCUGGAAUAUGGUGCUGCAGUACUAGUGCUGUUGGUCUGUGUUUUUGGACUAGUGGCCCACUGGCUAGCCUGUAUAUGGUACAGCAUUGGGGACUAUGAAGUUAUAGAUGAAGUCACUAAUACAAUCAAGACAGACAGCUGGCUCUACCAGUUGGCAUUGAGUAUAGGGGCACCCUAUCGUUACAAUACCAGCGGCUCAGGGCAGUGGGAAGGAGGCCCCAGCAAAGACUCAUUGUAUAUAUCCUCUCUCUACUUUACCAUGACAAGCCUUACAACAAUAGGAUUUGGAAACAUAGCUCCAACCACAGAUGGAGAGAAGAUUUUUUCAGUGGCCAUGAUGAUGGUUGGCUCUCUUCUUUAUGCAACUAUUUUUGGAAAUGUCACCACCAUUUUCCAGCAAAUGUAUGCCAACACCAACCGAUACCAUGAGAUGCUGAACAAUGUGAGGGAUUUCCUAAAAUUAUAUCAAGUCCCAAAAGGCCUUAGUGAACGAGUCAUGGAUUAUAUUGUCUCAACAUGGUCUAUGUCUAAAGGGAUCGACACAGAGAAGGUUCUUUCCAUUUGUCCCAAGGACAUGAGGGCAGAUAUCUGCGUGCAUCUGAACCGGAAGGUUUUUAACGAGCACCCUGCCUUUCGACUGGCUAGUGAUGGCUGUCUGCGGGCCCUGGCUGUGGAGUUUCAGACUAUUCACUGUGCUCCAGGAGACCUUAUCUACCAUGCUGGAGAAAGCGUAGAUGCGCUCUGCUUUGUGGUGUCGGGAUCCCUAGAAGUCAUACAGGAUGAUGAGGUGGUUGCUAUUUUAGGUAAAGGCGAUGUGUUUGGCGAUAUCUUCUGGAAGGAAACCACUUUGGCCCAUGCGUGUGCCAAUGUCCGGGCACUGACGUACUGCGAUUUACAUAUUAUUAAACGGGAAGCCUUGCUGAAAGUUCUGGACUUUUAUACAGCGUUUGCAAACUCCUUUUCCAGGAAUCUCACGCUCACUUGCAAUCUGAGGAAACGGAUUAUUUUCCGAAAAAUCAGCGAUGUCAAGAAGGAAGAAGAGGAGCGCCUGCGCCAGAAGAAUGAAGUGACCCUGAGCAUCCCUGUGGACCACCCCGUAAGAAAGCUCUUUCAGAAGUUCAAGCAGCAGAAGGAGAUGCGGAAUCAAGGCACAAUACACAUCGACCCAGAGAGGAACCAGCUUCAAGUGGAGAGCCGUACCAUGCAGAACGGGGCCUCCAUCACUGGCACAAGUGUGGUCACUGUAUCUCAGAUCACGCCCAUUCAAACAUCCCUGGCUUAUGUGAAAACCAGUGAGACAAGCAAGCAGAACAACAGGGACGCAAUGGAGCUCAAGCCAAAUGGCAACCCUGAAAAAUGUCUCAAAGUUAACAGUCCCAUCAAGAUGAAAAAUGGGAAUGGGAAAGGGUGGCUUCGACUUAAGAACAAUAUGGGAGUCCCAGAGGAGAAAAAGGAAGACUGGAAUAAUGUCACAAAGGCUGAGUCAAUGGGGCUAUUGUCCGAUGACCCCAAGUGCAAUGACUCAGAGAACAGUGUAACUAAAAAUCCAUUGAGGAAAACAGACUCUUGUGACAGUGGAAUAACAAAAAGUGACCUUCGUUUGGAUAAAGCUGGUGAGACUCGCAGCCCCCUGGAACACAGCCCUGUCCAAGCUGAUGCAAAACACCCAUUUUAUCCCAUUCCUGAGCAGGCCUUACAAACCACACUACAGGAAGUCAAACACGAACUCAAAGAGGAUAUCCAGUUGCUAAGCAGCAGGAUGACUGCUCUUGAGAAACAGGUGGCAGAGAUUUUAAAAAUAUUGUCUGAAAAGAACGUGUCCCAGACCUCUUCCCCCAAGUCCCAUUUAUCACCCGAGUUGCCCCCCCAAAUACCUUGUCAAGAUAUUUUUAGCGUUUCAAGGCCUGCAUCACCUGAAUCAGAAAAAGAUGAAAUCCACUUUUAACAUAUACCUAUGUGUAUAUAUGUAUACAGUAUAUAUAUGCAAUUGUGUAUAUAUGCCUGUAUACAUAUAUAUAGGGUGAGUGUGUGUGUGUAUACAGUAAAUAUAUAUACAUAUAUAUUUUCACUUGCAUCCAAUAUGACUUGAACACAAGGAUUUUGAUAUGUAAAUAUUGCAUGUCCAGCUGGAUUCUGGCCUGCCAAAGAAAACAAUUAUUAACGUAGACGUUGCUUGUAUAAUAUGCAGUUGACUGCAUGCACACUUUACAUUUAUUUAUAAUCUCUAUUAUGUAAUAAAAGGAUUACUUUUGUUU